Messenger RNA from Drosophila suzukii, 1320 nucleotides. RefSeq names its product thiamine pyrophosphokinase 1. NCBI's taxonomy places the organism in Eukaryota, Metazoa, Arthropoda, Insecta, Diptera, Drosophilidae. The record is from RefSeq and is a predicted model, not a curated record. Gene Ontology annotation, molecular function: thiamine binding; thiamine diphosphokinase activity; ATP binding. Gene Ontology annotation, biological process: thiamine metabolic process; thiamine diphosphate biosynthetic process.
UUCUUUCAAGUUUUUAUGAAUUUGGUUCAAAUCUACGGCACGGGCUGCCGCACAAUGACACCGCCGAGCGGUCCCGGGGCCGCCUUCAACUGGAUGCGGCGCUCCUCCUGCCAGGGAUUCGGUUUGAUCCGAAUCACGCGAGUUGGCAGGCCGGCGCACCAGCACCCGCACACCACCCACCCCACCGCCCACCGCCUCCUCUGCACGAAAACAACAAUCGGAUUCCGGCAGCAAAUGGACCACACAAUACCGCCCAAGGAGUUCAAAUGGACGCCGGGCAACCUGAUCAACGAGAACUUCAAGUUGGGCGACCAUGGCCAUGUUUGCGUGGUGCUCAACCGCCAGAUUCAGGUGCCGGCGCACGUGGUGAAGCUGCUGUGGCGGAAUGCCGCCGUGCGCUGUGCCGUCGAUGGAGGCUCCAACCACUGGCGUGACUUUGUCGUAAGUCAGGCAAUGUCAAAGAAGUCGAAUGGCGCCACCACACCACUCGAACCGCUCGACGUGAUAACAGGGGACUUUGACUCGAUCACCGAGGACACGGUGGAUUUCUUCAAGACCACCCCGAAGGUCCACACACCCGAUCAAGAUGCCACGGAUUUCACCAAGGCCAUCGCCGUCCUGCAGCCCGUGAUGGCGCAGCGCAAGAUCCGGGAUGUUGUGGUGUUCCAUGACACCUCCGGUCGGCUGGACCAGGUGAUGGCCAACCUGAACACACUGUACAAAUCGCAGAAGGACAACUGCAAUGUCUUCCUCCUGAGCGGGGAUUCGGUGACGUGGUUGCUGCGACCAGGAAAACACACGAUACAGGUGCCCGUCGACCUGGUCACCACUCAGCGGUGGUGCUCCCUGAUGCCUGGGCUCGCGGCGCACAAUGUCACCACCACGGGUCUCAAGUGGAAUCUAUAUCACGCACAAAUGGAGUUCGGUGGAAUGGUGAGCACAUCCAACACCUAUGCCACUGAGUUCGUCCAGGUGGAGACGGACGCCAACCUUAUCUGGUCCAUGGGUGCCUACGACUUUGAGGAUAAGGUGCGACAGACCGCCAAGACAUGAGAACUAGUAGAGACGCUAAUGGAGGUUACUAAGUACUUAAGUAAGGAUUAGGUUACACCAAUGUACAGUGUUGAGGGCCAAAGCUGCAUCACUUUUUGUUUGUGGGGGGCUAUUAUUAUAUUACUGUUAUUGUUUAACAAAAUGAAAGUUUAUGUGAAAAUUCGUAAUACUAAGCUCUUAAUUCUACUAAUUGAACUUAAAAAACUUGGAUUGAGCUUAAGAACAAAGGAGGUUUAACGAAAUAUAAAUAGAUGAUGCUUACUCAGA